Molecule: messenger RNA, 4810 nt
Organism: Leguminivora glycinivorella
Lineage: Eukaryota; Metazoa; Arthropoda; Insecta; Lepidoptera; Tortricidae
Gene: msR
Product: G-protein coupled receptor dmsr-1-like
Exons: 4
Coding region: 416-1555 (379 amino acids)
Biological process (GO): G protein-coupled receptor signaling pathway
Cellular component (GO): membrane
Molecular function (GO): G protein-coupled peptide receptor activity
Source: RefSeq, a predicted model, not a curated record
GCGGUGGCACCGGCACUCCGCCACUCACUUGAUAUCGGCCGUCGCGCGGCGCGCCCGCUCCGCCGCUCGUCCGCACUCGUACCCGAACACGUGAAUAAUUCUGGACACGACACUCUCGCGCCAGCAAAAUUAUGAAAUGUUGUCAUCCAACUUUAUCCCAGUGGCCUCGUUAACAUUCGAAGCGGGAUUUUCGAAUAAACAACCAAAAAUGAACUUUUGUUGAUGUUAAUGCCUAUGUUUUUCUUGUGACCCCAGUGCGAAGACAGUUUGAGUGAUGUUGAAGUAACAUUGAGAUAAAACGAAACGUGCUCCAUUGUUUUUUUUAUUAGAUAACACAAUACAUGGGUGAGAAAAGUUAAUGCGCUGCUUUGCUGUGCUCAAUAGCAUAGCGGAAGCUUGAUCAAAAUUGAUCACAAUGUCGGACGAGGGCGGCGGCGAGCUUCCCCUCGGUUACUGCGACCCCUGGGGAAGCAGUUUCCAGAAAACAUUCACACAAUUCCACGGCUACAUCGCGCUGGUGAUCUGCCUGCUGGGCUCCGUCGCCAACUCCGUGAACAUCGCCGUGCUGAGCCGCAAGGAGAUGGCCUCGUCCACCAACUCCAUCCUCACCGGCCUCGCCGUCGCGGACCUUCUCGUCAUGAUAGACUACAUUCCCUUCGCAUUUCUUAUAUACGUGAAGGUCGGAACUGAACAAAGCAGGAACUCCUACGCCGCCGCAGUGUUCGUGUAUUUCCACUCUAUCUUCAGUCAGACAUUCCAUACCGUCUCAAUCUGGCUGACUAUCACACUCGCGAUAUGGAGAUAUAUCGCGAUCAAAUUCCCACAAAUGAACAGGACGUUUUGUAAUAAAAGAAACACGAAUAUAGCUAUUACAUUAGCGUAUGUUGUGAGUCCAGUAUUGUGUCUUCCUAUAUACUUUGCUAUGAAUAUCGAACCAGUUCCGGGCAAAGGUAGUGUAAAUGCUACGAUGAAUACCACGAGUGACACGAACGCGACCUCCGGCCAGGUCGAGCCCGCUUCGAAGUUCGCCAUCAGCAUGACCACUAACGGCGACCUCUUAACUGCGAUAUUUUGGAUAUACAGUGUAUUUAUAAAACUUAUACCGUGUAUAGUACUAUCCAUUUUAAGUGUUUGUUUGAUUGUGAAAAUGAAAUCGAGUGAUAGAAGAAGACAAAAACUUUUGAAAAAAUCUGCUAUUACUACGAAUGAGGGUGAGAAGGCCCGCCUGAACGAGGACGGGGGCAAGCGCGGCGGGGGGAGAACCGACCGCACCACCCGCAUGCUGCUGGCCCUGCUUGGCUUGUUCCUGGCCACCGAGCUGCCGCAAGCUCUCUUCGGCCUCCUGACGGCGACUGCGCCGCAGUUGUUUCAAGUCUGCUACUAUACCUUCGGUGAGGUGAUGGACCUGAUGGCGCUGGUGGGGUCGGCCAUCAACUUCGUGCUGUACUGCAGCAUGAGCCGGCAGUUCCGCAGCACCUUCGGGCGACUCGCGCGCAAGCUGCUGCCCGUGCCCCCGCAGCCCGACGCCGCCCCGCUCACCGCGCGCAAGGCGUAGCAUUCGCGCACCGCGACCACCUCGGUCGCGCAUCUAUGAUCCAACCUUUAGGAAUACACAUAUCCCGGAACCACGCGGGUACCAAACUACACGACUAGUGUGCUCUUGUGAUUGGAUUGAAUCGAUGGACCUUAGGGAAUAAAUUCUAGUUAGUGGUUCUUUUUGCACAUUAUUUUGUGCGAUCAGAAAGUGCGAUUGGCAGAUGACUGUUGUAUUUUGAGGUUAGGAUGUGUAUGUCGUUUUCAGAGGACCAGUAAAAUGUAGAACCAAGUUACCAACACAUCUUUGUGUAUUUUAUCAAACUUAAGUAAGAUAUUGUUAACCUUGUCAACGAACUAUCUUCAUUAAGUCCAAAUUGAUGUAUGGAAAUGCAAAAGUGUGGUUCAUGUUUCUUAAAUAAGUAUUAGGUAGUGUUUUUUUUACAAAGGCGGUAAAAAUUACGAAAAUACAUCAAGUUGCUUCAGUGUUACACCGCGUUGAAAUGAAAUGUGUCUGGUUUAAAAUUAAGUAUAUAUCAUAACAUAAGAACGAGUCAAGGACUUGAACUAAGAAGCACGUAACUCCCACGAUUUACGUUCGUAGGUAUGCAAAUUGCCUAACAUUAUUUAAACUCACACCCUUACUCAAAACAAUUUAAACUUUCAUUCUCAAUUAAUUGUUUUGUUGGUAUUGGCAAAAUUGAAGAUAAAACAAUCUAGUGCACGAUAUCUUAAAAUGUUCUCUUUCAUUUAUGUUAUUUUGAAAGCUUGUGGAAAUCUUAAUGUUUAAUAAUUAACGUAUAUGGAAAUAUCAUACGAUAUGGCUCGUCACUUCGCAGAGGAAAAAUAAACAUGACCGGAGGACAUUGUGAGGACUGCGAUAAAUGGAUAUAAGUAGGUACAGGGCAUAUCCUGUAAUGUAACACGAGCAAAGUAUUGGAAACUUUUUUUUCAAAAAUAGGUAAAUUUAAUGUUUUUCCUACUCAGAAUCACGAGCACUUUCUAUCGGAAAAAAGCGACCCAAAUAUUUUUUUUCCACUUCGUUACUAUUUUUCAAACACUUUGUGCUGUACAGUGGAAAGUAAGUAUGUGAAAUAAUAGAAAAUUUUGGGACCAUUUUUUGUGUCUCUCGUUUUUUAUCCUAGAUCGAAAGGGCUCGUGUUUCUGAGUAGGAAAAACAUAAAAUUUACCUACCUUAAAAAAAUCUGGUGAUUCUUCUCACGAAAAUGCCCAACUAUAAGGUUGCACUCCUCAAACUGACCAACAUUUGUCAUAGUCGUCAUAUACCUGUAAAAUAUAGCUUGGUGUUUGGAUUGUGCACAUUUUAAUGUUUAACUAUUUUAAGAAGUAAAACAUUUUCAUAUUAUUUGAAGCAGCUCAGCAAAGUUGGUCAGUUUGAGAAGUACAGUUUAAUUCUUUGCUCGUGUCACAGGCCACACCCAUUAUCUAACUUAUUCGUAAUCCUUCAACAAUGCAUCAGUGUGAUAAAAUUCUUACUUAUUCAAUAGUAUCGCAAGUAUCACAAGUGAAGAAGGUGCUUACUAGAAUUUAUAUCAGACGUUGAUUAUAUUGUGAAGCAGUGUACUUAAAAUAUAUAAGUAUAAUUUUAAAUGUGCCGAUUAGGUAUAUUUGAAUUCAAAAAAUGCAGGGAUCAUAAUGUUAUAUAUGUACUGUUGAUAGUGUGCGACCAAGCACAGUCAAUAAUAGAAUUUUAUCUAGGUACAUCUACAUAUAGUUCAAUACUAUUACAAUUCCUUAUACAUGUGACUCUAAACCAAAUGUUUCAACUUGUAGUUGUAAAUGUAGAAAUAAUAUAAGUAUGUAAGUAGGUACAUAUUAUAAUUUGAAAUGAAUGCAGACUGUUUUUAAAAACUAGGCUGUAAGUUUAGUAUGCUGCUAAAUUUCCAAUGUAAAAUGCAAUAUACAUACAUGCUCUUUGCUUAUCCCGGCAUUUGCCACGGCUCACGAGAGCCUGUGGUCCGCUUUGACAACUAAUCCCAAGAUUUGGCGUAGACAUUAGUUUUACGAAAGCGACUGCCAUCUGACCUUCCAACCCGAAAGGUAACUAGGCCUUAUUGGAAGAGGCCUUAUUCCGGUUUCCUCAUGGUGUUUUCCUUCACAGAAAAGCGACUGGCAUGUAAAAUGCAAUAUUGACAUAUUAUAUUGAGAGCUGCCGCCGUUCCUCAUCGCCCAUUGAAAAACGACAUCAUUUGUUAAAGGCAUGAUUAUUCAUUUAUUCAUAAGUUCAUGAGGCAUAACAUACCUACUCGUAUAUUUUAUAUCAAUCAUAAACUUUUGUUGUACUACGAGAACUAAUACCAGACAAAGAUAGGUACGAGUCAGUUACUAAAAAAAAAUAUUUUUCCUGAAAUAUAAUUUAACGAGCGUAAAUAUGAUUGUAUGGCAGCGGUUAAGCCUAUGUUACUAUUUAAUUAGGAUUUUUACUUAACUUGUGGACCUCAUUAUAAUUAUUUUAUAUUCUAAUCGUUAGUGUUAACUAGUCAAACAAUGCCCGUUACUCAUCUAAUGAGAGAAAGUACAUCUAGAAUAAUAUAAAAAAGAAAGGCUGGGGCCCAUUUCUCGAAAUAUAUUAGUCUAAUAAUAUUAGUGUGUUGUCAUGGCAACCCAUACGAUUUGACAGUUCGAAGACUAAUAAGAUUGGUCUAAUAUCGUUUGAGAAACAGGCCCCUGCACGAAAAAUAUAUUCGGUUAUUAUUGACAAAAUUGACAUUGACAUCUGUAGCCUUGAACUAUGAACAACACGCCGUCAAACGUUGUUCUGCCACUUUAGUAAAUUAAGGAAGUACGUGGUCGCUCUUCCCAGGACAGCAGUUUAAUUAUGAUUUCGUAUUAAUGAAAAUAUAGUUGACUUUGAAAAGUAACAAUACGCGUAGGUACCUACAUGAGAACAAAUAUAUCACUAUGUUUCCUUUGUUUAAAUUGUUCUGUGAACUUUUUUUUGCAUUUUUAUUGAAUGAAAUGAAUUGUAAGAAAUAAAGUCUGAGUUUUUUAAUAUUUAAAUGUUUAAAAUGCAUAAUAGUAAGUACUACAUAUCCACAUUCAUGAAUAUUAACAAAUAGUCAUUUAUGCAUGUUUCUUUUGCAGGACUUCCAAAGUGGUUUAAUCAAGUAGGUACUGUAGGUACUAAUACUGAAUUGAACUUGUAUUUUUACUUGUGUAAUAAUUUUUUCGUACUUAUAGAUUAAGACGAUACGAUACAGUUCAAUUCUCCAUACGUACGCUCUCGACUAUUUCCUCCCUGGUUUUUGAAGAUAGA